AAUUUCAGCAAAUUUUCCCUAUACAAAAAUUUUGGAACUAAACUUUUCAUUUACAAAAUUAAAAUUUCAUGGUCAAAAGUAUGCGUGUCAAAUUUGAUUCUUUUUAACUCUUCUCCCCGUGAGACAAACUCGUGCAAUGAUCCGUGAAAAUCACUCUUUUUAGACAUAGACAGAGACGGAAAUGAAGAAAUUGGCCGCAAAAUACAAAUUUUUAACAUUAAAUGGAGUCACUAUGCAACAAUAAAAUUUUCUGGUUGUUGAGAGAGAAUCUAUUGUUGACUCGUGCGAUUGUUUAAUGCGAGUGCUUUUUCUAGUUUUGCUUCGUUUGCAGAGAUUGUUUAAAGUGAUAAUGGAGAAUUUCAGAGAGUUGAAGAAGUUGCGCAUCUCGGACAAUGCAGAGUCCGAGGAUGACGCCUGGUCUUGGCCAGGUGUCAUAAGGGUGCUUCCGAAGGAUGCGGAGGAGAAGUGUCAUAAACCGGACGUCAAACGGGUGGUGGUCGUAACUCCGGACGACACCGCCUCGUCUCUCGUCCAAUAUCUAGAGGGGCGAUAUCCGGAGGUUCCGGAAUGGACGGUGGAGACAUCGUCGGGUGAGACCGGAGUGGAGAGAAAGGAGUCCGAAGAGUCCGUCGAGCGCAAAAGGCCUUGGUGGAAAAGGUUGUUUUGCUGCUGGAAGACAUAAACCUCUUCUCUGGCCAGGCCUUCUUGCGCAGAUUUCGACUUUUCACCGAAUGUAACAUCGCCAUUCGGAAGUGACCUUUCACCCGAAUAUGACAUUUACCAGGAAUUGAUCUUCCACCCGGCUACGACUUAAUCGACUGGACUUGACUUUUUAUCCCAAUUUACGGACGGAUACUUCGACACCAUUCGAGAUUCUGUUAAAGAGCAUAUAGAACAACGACAGUGACAUCAAACAGUGUUCUCGUGUUUAAUUAAAGACUGUUUAAACGGCUAUAACUGGCCAAAACAACUUAUAUUCUACAGACAUUUACACUGUAUUUCAUCCGGUGUUCUACUGCUAAAAACUUUCACCGCGAAAUAACGAAUAUUCGCCACUAAAAGGCAUACCAGACGAAUUUAAAUAAACCAAAAAAUACACGUACUCGGUUUGUGUACUCCACAAUCAUAAUU
This is a messenger RNA of Centruroides sculpturatus (bark scorpion), 1131 nucleotides long. RefSeq lists its product as uncharacterized. The coding region runs from base 296 to 682 and encodes 128 amino acids. The transcript is spliced from 2 exons. NCBI's taxonomy places the organism in Eukaryota, Metazoa, Arthropoda, Arachnida, Scorpiones, Buthidae. The record is from RefSeq and is a predicted model, not a curated record.